UUCAAGCAAUUCAGUGUGUGGCGUGAACCCAAUGCUUCAACAACGGUGUAAUUUAUAAUGUUUUGAAGUUAAUUGAGUUUUAAUAAAAAAUGGUGCUCUGUCCGCCGUUUCGGUGGUCUUCUAGAAGCAGGUUCGAUCUUACGACUCCAGUACCGGAGCGGGAUGUACGAAGACGCGAGACUUUUUAUGUUUUACCUGAAACUAAUUCCGUUAAUCCGGUGAGCAAUGGAAAUAUAUCAAAUGGAGCAACGGCCUCUUACAAAAAGAGCCUUACUAUACCGGAAGCUGGCGGAUCCAGUAAGAAGUCAAGUUACAUGAGCAUACAGAGCGAAAAGUCGAGCCGUGGAAGCACAGCAAAUGUCAGGGAUUCCGAUAGCGAAGUUUCAAGUGAAGAUCCUAAAAUAAGCACUGGCCGGAAGACUAUAUCGGAGAUUGUCCAAAGCAAUCCGGAUAAGCGAAUGCGAAGAAAGAGGGGAAUCAUUGCCCCACAUGCACCUCUGGACACGACGAGGGCUUUCACAGAUCUUCAGUACGAUAAAUACGCAAAGGAUGAAGUUUCUAUACAACAAAUUAAAAGGGCUAUUAUGUCUAACGAUUUCUUGAAAAAUAUAAUGGAUGAUGAAAGACUUGAUGCUGUAGUGGAAGCAAUGAGCCCCCAAGAAUUUCCUGCGGGAAGCUUAAUGAUAAGAGAAGGAGAGAGUGGUAGCCACCUGUACGUGUCAGCAUAUGGACGAUUUGAGGUCUUAAAGGGUGGACAGGUUGUUAAGAAUUUUGGAUCUGGUGAAGCAUUUGGUGAACUAGCUAUUCUGUAUAAGGCGAAACGAUUUGCUUCGAUACGAUGUAUAACAGAAGCAAAAGUAUGGACCCUGGAAAGGAGGGUAUUCCAAAAAAUUAUGGUGAGGAGCGGCCGUCAAGAGCAGGAGGACAAUAUGAGGUUUUUGUCCUCGGUUCCUUUACUGCAAGGCAUUCACCCUAUCGAACUUGCUAAGAUUUCCGAUUUUCUAAAGAGGGAAUUCUUUGCAACUGGCACACCUGUAGUCCGACAGGGUGACAAAGGGGAUAAGUUUUACAUUAUCCGUGGUGGGACAGUCGCAGUCACAAAACGUGAUGGUGAUGGAGGGGAACGCCGCGUUGGAGUUCUUAAGCGUGGGGAAUACUUCGGAGAGCAAGCCCUGUUACACGAAGACAGAAGACUUGCCACCGUGACUGCUAUGGCCCCUGGGGUGGAAUGCUUGACUUUGGAACGAGGGCCAUUUACUGAACUGCUAGGUAAUUUAGAAGAAUUGAAAAACAUACGGCAUGCUGUUCCUCGACCUUCACAACAGAAGAAGACUUCUGAAGUUAAAAGCGAAUAUGAAUAUAUCGGAUUAAACGACCUAGAAAUCGUCGGUACAAUGGGUGUAGGAGGGUUUGGUCGUGUCGAGUUGGUGCAAUAUAAGAAAGAGCCAAGUCUAACGUUUGCCCUCAAAUGUCUCAAGAAGAUCGAUAUGGUGCAACAACAACAACAGGAGCAUGCGUUUAAUGAGAAAAACAUUAUGAUGGCGUGCAAUAAUAACUUUAUAUGCAGACUGUACCGCACAUUCAAGGACACCAAGUACCUAUAUUUCUUGAUGGAGCCCGUGCUCGGUGGCGACGUGUGGACCAUCCUUCAGAAGCAGCGCUACUUCCCGGAGAACAUCGCGCGGUUCAUGGCCGCCUGCGUCCUAGAAGCCUUUCAGUAUCUGCACUCCAAGGAUAUCAUCUACAGAGACUUAAAACCGGAGAACUUGAUGUUGGACAAGAAGGGAUACAUUAAGCUGGUAGAUUUUGGAUUUGCCAAAAAUUUGUCAACAAACAGCAAAACUUGGACGUUUGCCGGUACUCCUGAGUACGUUGCACCAGAAAUCGUCCUCAACAAGGGUCACGACCGUGCGGUGGACUGCUGGGCUCUCGGCGUGUUCAUCCACGAGCUGCUGGUCGGCAAGCCACCGUUCCGCGCGGCCGGUGGAGACCACAUGAAAACUUACACGUUGAUACUGAGGGGCAUCGAUGCUGUUGCAUUCCACCCGCGAGUUCCGAAAUCAGCACAAAUGCUCAUCAGGAAACUAUGCCGCGCCGUCCCCGCUGAACGGCUGGGUUACUUGAAGAACGGCAUAACGGAUAUUAAGAAUCAUAAAUGGUUUCUCGGUUUCGACUGGGAAGGCCUACGUGAAGGAAAACUGAAGGCCCCGCUGAUUCAGCCCGUAGCCAAUGAUCUGGAUCUUUCCAACUUUGAGAAGUAUCCCAAAGAUAAACUACCUCCAGAUGAGACUUCUGGAUGGGAUAUUGAUUUCUAAAUGUAAUUAUAGCAUUAGACUUAUUAAACAGAACCUACUUUAAACUGGAAAUUCACCCACAAAAAAGCAGUGGAACAGCCUAAAUAAAAAUGAAUCAUUGAUGUAAUUUUGUGUCCAAUGACGUCAUAUGCAAGUUACUUAAUGACGUCACAUAAUUUAUUACAUAAUACUGUGGCUAAAUUACAUUACAAUUAUUCUAUAAAUAAAUAUAAUUCAAUUAAA
Molecule: messenger RNA, 2537 nt
Organism: Leptidea sinapis
Lineage: Eukaryota; Metazoa; Arthropoda; Insecta; Lepidoptera; Pieridae
Product: cGMP-dependent protein kinase, isozyme 1-like
Exons: 11
Coding region: 90-2315 (741 amino acids)
Biological process (GO): protein phosphorylation
Molecular function (GO): cGMP-dependent protein kinase activity; ATP binding
Source: RefSeq, a predicted model, not a curated record